Hordeum vulgare subsp. vulgare (domesticated barley) is the source of this 1778-nucleotide messenger RNA. RefSeq lists its product as uncharacterized. Gene Ontology annotation, molecular function: protein binding. The record is from RefSeq and is a predicted model, not a curated record. The transcript has 2 exons. Bases 97 to 1413 code for a protein of 438 amino acids. Lineage: Eukaryota; Viridiplantae; Streptophyta; Magnoliopsida; Poales; Poaceae.
ACAAGUAGAACGGGGCCGUCUCACCCUCUCACUCGCUUCUUGGUCUCCUCCCCACCGGACCCGGCGGCGUCCCCCACCCAGUCCGCCAGCCGCACCAUGGCGCCACCGCCGGAGCUGAUGGACGAGCUCGUCGGCGAGGUUCUCCUACUCCUUCCUCCUGAUGAGCCCGAGCACCUCUUCCGCGCCGCCCUCGUCUGUAAGUCGUGGCUCCGCGUCGUCUGCGACCCCUCUUUCCGCCGCCGCUACCGCGCCUUCCACGGAGCCCCUCCCCUCCUCGGCCUCCUCCAAAGGUUCCAGGUCCUCCAAGAAACGCCCCCGCCCCGCUUCACCUCCACCACGUCGAUGCCAGACUUCCCCUACCCGGGCUCCGAUGGCCAGGGUAAGCACCCCGUUCCCCUCGACUGUCGCCACGGCCGCGUGCUCAUCCACGUGGUGCAGGACGAGGGCCUGGUCUUCGUCGUCUCGGACCCCGUCACGGGCGACCGGCACGUCCUACCCGCGCCGGGCAUCGACUGGCUCAUCUGCACCGCCGCCGUGUUCUGCGCCGCGGAUGGCUGCCAACAUCUCGACUGCCAAGGCGGUCCCUUUCGCGUGGCCUUCCUGGCCACCGACGACGGCGACCGUCUCGUUAAGGCCAGCGUGUACUCAUCUGCGACAGGUGCGUGGAGUGCGCCAGUAUCUCUUGACGACGGUUGCCAAUGCUAUGCCCAGCACAUGCGAGAUGACAUUGCAGAAAACAGCUACCACCUACCCUAUGUCAUGCCUCGGCGAGCAGCUGUCAUUGGAGAUGAAGUCUACUUCACACUUCGGUCUGCUCACAAAAUCGUCAAGUACAACCUGUCAAUCAACUGCUUAUCCAUGAUUAACCCGCCUCCACACAGGAGGAGCCCAAUUGCUCUCAUGGUGAUGGAGGACAGCUCGCUGGGGUUUGCCUGCACUGAGAGUUCUACUCUUUAUCUGUGGUCAAAGAAGGUGAACUCAGAAGCAGCUGCAAAAUGGGUGAAAUGCAGGAUCAUCGAGCUCAAGACAAUUAUACCCGUUGUCGAUCCAGAUUACAAACCAUUUGUGGCUGGUUCUGCAGAGGGUGUGGGUGUCAUCUUCAUAAACACAGAUGCUGGCUUAUUCACUGUAGAGCUGAAGUCAGGGCGAGUCAGGAAGGUUGACGAGCCCGCACAGUACUUUAGCGUCCUACCCUACAUGAGCUUCUACGCUCCAGAUCAUGGCAGACUGUUGACGCUAGCGAAGACCAGGCCCGGGCCGAGUGUAGUGCAACAUGUGCCUCCGGCACAGGGCCCCCAGUUGCAUGGGCCCCCGAUUUUCCAAACACCAGCACAGCCGCAGACCAGGCAUGUAGGCCGCAAGCGCUUGCACCGUGGGACUGGGCGCAGGAAAAACAAGUCGUACAAGAUUUAGGUUCCAACAUCGGGGCGACUUGGCACAUCGGCGUCUCUUCAUCUGCAGCAAUCAGAAAUUGAUCCUUUCCUUAGGACGGCAAGACCAGGAAUAAUUUGAGACUGAAACUUACUUUCACCAGCCAUCGCUAUCGCUUGAAGACACAAGGGUUGGCGACCCCGUGAAGCUUUGACCAUGAGUCUGUGAGUUCCGUUCCAUCUAUCAGUUUGAAUUUUGAACUUUGCCUUCCUGUUAUACUUUGUUGGUUUGACUUUUCUAUACUAGACGUCUACUGUUCGAAGAUCAAAGCCAUGUCUUGGUCUGGAAAAUUUGAAUUUGGUUAUCAAAAUCUCAAGGAAAAAUAAGGAACUUGGGAUUUUACUCAA